AACAGGCAACACUACGCCUAAAACACCAUUGGGAACGGAGCCGCGAUUGAUCCACAAAGAAUCAGGGUAUUAAAUUCCAGCAGCGACACUUACACCACUGCGUAGCUACACUACCGAAUUGGGCGAGCCGAAAUACAACAGUAUCCGUCUCUACAACGCUAACCUCUUGUUGCCGAAUGCCCAUCUUCACCAUUUGAAAAUUACCACGAGGUGCCUUAGCGACCUUCAUCAAGAGCCCCGUUCGAGCCUUGCGCAUCCACCCUUGCCAUGGCACAACACCACCACCCGGCCACCCCCGGAGCAUCCGCCGCAGGCCCUUCCGUCUUGGGCGGGCAAGGCCAAACUACUACCAGCGUCACGCCGCAGGUCUCUGCGUCCUCAUCUGCACUGACGCCGGCCUCGGCAUCCUCCAGCAAUACGUACAUCAUGCCGAACUCGCCGCUCAAGAACCGCGGCCUUGCGGACGGCUACCGGCCCAGAGUGACGCGCACCCUUGGCCAGCGCCCUGCUUGCCUCGUCAAUGCAUCCGUGACGUAUUGCGGGAACAACCAGAUCUACGCCUUUGGCGGUUUCGACCAGUACACUGACGAGGUGUACAACCAUGUGUUGCGCCUGGACCUGGUCAGCCACCAGUGGACUCUGGUCGACAACUAUGGCGAUAUUCCGGGGGUUCGGAUGGGUCACACGGCAACCCUUUACAAGGGCGACAAGUUGCUGGUCUUUGGUGGGGAGAACGAGCAUCGAACCUACCUCUCCGACCUGAUCAUCUUUGACCUGAAGACGGCCCACUGGACACAGCCCCAAGUCUCGGGGCCGAUUCCAAAGGGGCGCGCACGGCAUGCUGCCGUGUUACACGAGGACAAGCUCUUCAUCGUCGGCGGCAUCACUGGCCAUGAUAACUACGUGUUGGACGACAUAUGCUACCUGGAUCUAAAGACUUUCACCUGGUCGAGGUCGUGGCGCUUUGUCGGCCGCUUUGAUCAUUCGGCGUACAUAUGGAGCGAUCGGGUCUGGGUAUUCGGCGGCCUGAGCGAGGACAUGGACAAGGUUAGCGACCUGUGGUGGCUCGAUCUCAAAGGAAACCCGGCCUUCGAAUCUCCGCCGCAAAUCGGCUACCUGGACAAGUCGGGCCUGGUGAGAAGCGCCGUAUCGCCACGGCCGCCCUACCAGGUCUCACAGUCCCCCGUGGUCGGGUCGUCGGGUUACGCAGCCAACUCGCGGACGCCGCAAGUAAACACCCCGUCGUUCCAUCUCAAGACAUAUGCGCCCCCCGCACCGGGCGCCAUCUCCGCGCUGAAAUUCGUCAGCGGCUCGUCCGUCCCGUCCCAGAUGCAGGGCAUCCACUUCCACGUAUACUCGUCCGGAACGCUUCUAGACUUUGUAACGCCGGCGGCGACCAUCACGUCCAAGGACUGCUCGCUCUCCGCGCUCGACUUGGGCACGUUGAGGUGGCAGAAGCUUGCCGAAGGAAGGGAGAUCUUCAAGCCGGGCUACCGCUGGCACUACUGCACGCUGAAUGAGGACGGCACCAAGGCAUGGCUGCUGGGCUGCCCCACGGAAGCCGGGGCGAUGGAACUCGGCGCUAAUGGCCUCGAGGAAUACCUGUCCGACAUAAUGGAGAUUGACCUGCGCCGCUACGGCUUCCUCGGCAACAACCUGGCAUCGGAAGCGAGGACAGACCUGGCUCGGCCCUCGUUACGAGCGCGCAGUGUGGAACCGCCCUCUAAGGGACUAGGAGCCGAUCUCGCGAGGCUCUUCAACAAGCCCCCGGAGACCGGGAGCGGCACCGAUUUCGUCGUCACUGCGCUCUCGCGCGAUUUUGACGAGGAUGAAGUUAUGGGCUCGGCGCUGAUGCACGCGAACGAGCCCGACGAAGGCAGCCAGACCUGGCUCGCUCCGGAUGCGCCGACCUCACCGCCGAUCUACGUCCACCGGCUCAUCCUGCAGGCCCGCUGGCCGCACUUUGCGCGCCUCUGGGCCAGCCAGAUGGCCGAGUUCCACACCAAGAAGAUGCACAUCCCCGAGCCCUACAGCGUCGUCAAGGCCUUCCUCUACUACCUCUACACGGACCGCAUCGACCCCGCGGACGACGACGCCGAGGAGAACACCAUGAGCGACCUGUCGGACGUGGCGGGCCUGCUCGUCAUGUCCAACAUCUACAACAUCCCGCACCUGCGGCUGCUGUGCGUCAACCGCCUGAGCAAGGAGCUCGACGUGGACCACGCCUGCAUCAUCUGGUACUGCGCGGGCCUGGCCAACGAGGAGUGGCUGCGCAAGCGCGCCGCCGGCUUCUGCAUGACGCACUGGGGCCGCGUCGUGCGCACCGCCGGCUUCCAGAGACUGCCGCGCACCGCCCUGGUCGAGCUGUCGCAGGAGGUCGACAUGGAGGGCCGGGUCGUCGGCGGCGACGAGCUCGACAACAUGAUCAUGGACGGCGUGGGCGGCCGCUACGGCGACGGCGCCCUGUCGGCCGCCUCGCGCCGCAAGGAGAGCGUCAGCAGCAACCAGACCCAGAUGCUCGAGACCGAGGAUGACGACGAAGACGACGGUAUGGAAAUGUCCUAGAUUGACAUUCGAGCAAGGAGGAGGAAGGGUCGUC
Thermothelomyces thermophilus ATCC 42464 is the source of this 2599-nucleotide messenger RNA. RefSeq lists its product as uncharacterized. Bases 268 to 2565 code for a protein of 765 amino acids. Gene Ontology annotation, molecular function: protein binding. Lineage: Eukaryota; Fungi; Ascomycota; Sordariomycetes; Sordariales; Chaetomiaceae. The record is from RefSeq and is a predicted model, not a curated record. The transcript is spliced from 2 exons.